Molecule: messenger RNA, 2586 nt
Organism: Exophiala bonariae
Lineage: Eukaryota; Fungi; Ascomycota; Eurotiomycetes; Chaetothyriales; Herpotrichiellaceae
Exons: 2
Coding region: 1-2586 (861 amino acids)
Biological process (GO): protein K11-linked ubiquitination; anaphase-promoting complex-dependent catabolic process
Cellular component (GO): nuclear periphery; anaphase-promoting complex
Source: RefSeq, a predicted model, not a curated record
AUGCACCAAAUCGCCACGCGCAUCCUCACGGAACCAUGCAUCCCGACGCUCACGGACUCCGGGCCGAAUCUCUUCGCAUACUGCCCGACGAUGGAUCUCGUGGCGACGGUCAGCCAGCCCGGCGUGCGUGGGAAAGCGGCCGUCGAUGUCUGGCGCCUGAAUGGGCAGAACGUCUUUGGCGCCAACUUUGAUCAUGAUUCGGAAAGUGAGGAUGAGGGAGACGGCGAAGAUGAUGGUGGUGGACAGGUGGAGAAGAGGGGAGAGGGGACAGGACAAGAUGAUGAGGUGUUGAGGCGGAGGAAGGUGAGGGGGCUUUGUUGGCGGCGGGAUGGUCAGGUCCUUGCCGUGGCAUGUUUCGACUCUUCGGUUGCCCUUAUUAAUGCCUUCACGGGGAAGAUUGCACAUCAUCUACAUACAAAUUUACCACCCGGUGUCCCGAUAUCAACAUCUCCAUCAUCGAGCUUCACCAGCUCGCCAUCUCGAUCUCAGAAGAGGAGAUCCCGGACGUCGAAGGGAGUGGGCUCGAAUGAGGCUGAGCCCGAAUCCACUGCAACUGUUAAAACGAGAACAAAUGUCUCGUGUAUCUCUUGGACCACCCACUUUGCCACUCCGUCACCUCUUCUGAUUCGAAAGAGCCUCGAGGUGGGCCGAGACACUGAGAAAGCUGUGACGCUCGAUCAGAUCCUGGGACUUAAGGCCGACAUCGACCGGUUGUUAUCACUCAAGGCCGAUCUACCAGGCGAAUUGAGUGCAAUCGACAUCGAGGCUUCGUUACCCAAGCUUGCGACCUUGCCGCCUAUUGGUGUUGGAAGUGGUGAUGACGUUUUCAGCUCCCGAGGCAGUCUCGAUGCCAUCUUCCAUGCAGCUAACACUGGCUUAAAUGGAGCUGUUGAUGUCUUGAUCGUGGGUCUGCAGGAGCACGAGGGUACAGGACGCUGUGCAGUUCAUCUCGAGAUUUUCGAUUCAUUCACAAUUGGUGCGGUUGAUGUCGGAUCUUGUUUCCCUACUAGUGGCAGGGGAGCGAAAGUGAGGGCAAUCACUAGCCAUCCAUAUCUGUCUUUGGCUUUUCUGCUAUUGGAACAACCCGAUUUCUCCCUGCAUGUCGCCUGUCUGGAUAUGAGUUUCAUACCGCAAACAGGUAGAAAUCUGCCUUUGGUGGCGCGCAAGGUCACGCAGCUGGGAAAUCUUCUCCGCUAUGUCUCACAAGUUCAGAUGCAGCUGUCAGCUGAGAUCAAGGCAGCGUUUGACCUGCCAUCUAGAUUUCUCCGAAAUAUCAACGAAUCUCUCGCGGAGGCAGAUCCUGAUGCUGACUUCUCUUUCGCUGCCCAUCAUUUAGCAGUCACGGGUGACUGUGACCCGAGGGUUAGGGAGUGGUUGGUGGAUGAAGUGGGGAACCGAGGAUUGAAGAGGUGGGAAAAGGCUGUUGGAGACUGCCUCGAUGUAGUCAGAAGAAUGACGAGCGAAUGCCUGCAACCCGCCCUCGAGCGGAUGCAAGUCAUUCUGAGUCGAUUAGAUGGCCUUGCCAAGUUUUCAGGGACAAGAGAACGCCUCGGAUUGAAUGAGCAAGCAAUUCGACGAGUGAGAGAAACAGUUGACGUCCUUGGAUUGGUCGCCGAGGACAUGCUAAUAGAUGUAGGUGUGGAGAUUAGGGAGUUUGGAUCAUUCAUGCGGUGGUUGACAUGGGAAUGUGAAGUCGAGGCCCUGGAGGAGGGCAGUGAGCGGGCAGAAGAGCUCCGGGAGAGUUGGACGGGAGAGCAAGAAUUGAGAGCUGUUCUGGAUUAUGUGGGUGGUGCCAUGAAUCAAAGCAGGUUGAAACGCUACAUUGAUGCCGGCAACCCAGGUGGGGAAGAUGCGGCGACAAAGAAAUCAUUCGAUGAAGAGACUGACACUGGUUUUUAUGCGGACUUUACGGAGCGAAGAAGAAGAAGAACCGGCAGUAACACAGAUUACCGCUCACCGACUUUGCGCGAAUUGUUGGAAAGACUGAGAAAACAGUGCGAUGUUGUCUUUGGACAGAUCGCUGAGACUUUCAGGAAGUCUCUUCUGACAAGCUACUUGUUUUCAGUGCCCGGGCAGUAUGAUGGGAACAUGCUUGAUGUGAGAGUCAUGCCAGAUCAAAUUCGAGAGGACACCUACUCGCUGGUGAUACUUGCCAAAGAUCAUCGAGGUCAGUUGCAACUCACGGUGGCAGACAUUCAAAUGCAGACAGGAAAGCGGAUAAAGAUGGCAAUCACGUCCAAUACAGCUUUGACAAUCGCCCAAGUCACAGAAAUACUGGAUGCGAAGAUUGUUGACGAUGAGUUCGUCAUGGUGCUUGCUGCCUCGACUGAAGGAGAUGCAAGGCUCUACACGCGAGCCAUCUCUACAGAGGCUGAACAAAAUGAAUGGGAACUUCGGCAUGUCUUUGACGAUGGCAAGAUGGAUGCCGGUAUGAAGCCUGCCAGACUGGAAGCCAACGGGAGAGCUGGACGGAGAGUUGUGGCUGUGGUGGACCAAGCAGGGUUGGGAUUUGUGGUGUUUGAUUUAGACACCGGCCUUGAUGUGGAUGGUAAACAGGGCACGGAAGACGAAGUCAUGACUGGGUAG